AUGAAAGCCUUCACAAGCUUUAGUUCAAACCCAAUAAACCUUAAGCUACGGUCUUUGUCUCCCAGAGUUGAUUUUCAUGUUUCUGAUAGACCCUUUUCUUGCUUCACUAUUCCCUUCAGAAAUCAACAAAAAGGAUCCAUUUUUUGUGUUUUGAAACUUGUUCAAAACAAGGGUUUUUACCCUCUUCAUGCCGUGCCAUCAGAACAUCAGCAGGAGGUAGAGUUGGAAGCUGUUGAGCCUCAAGUUCAACAAAGUGAACAAACAAAUGAAUCGAAGUUUGUUCGCGUCGAAUUUCGGCUGCUAAAAGAUUGUGACUUUGGGGAACAGUUUCUAAUAGUUGGAGAUGAUCCUAUGCUUGGUUCAUGGAAUCCUUUAGAUGCGUUACUAAUGACAUGGUCUGAUGGCCAUAUAUGGACUCUUGAGGUGGAUAUGCCUGCCGGAAAAUCGGUCCAGUACAAGUUUAUACUAAAGGGAAUAGAAGGUGAUAUUAUUUGGCAGCCGGGUUUGGAUCGGGUUAUUCAAACAUGGGAAACUAUGAACAGAAUAAUUGUUUCUGAGGAUUGGGAGAAUGCAGAACUUCAGAAAGUAAUAGAGGAAGAUAGAUUUUCUCAAUCAAAUGUUCUAUCAGAAGUGUCAACUUCCACUGAAACUUUAGAUGAUUCUCGAGAUAAACCGGAAUUCGUUGUAUCCAGCGUAUCUGGUAUUGAAGAUACACGAAUUCAUGGCGAGGAGAAACUGGUUGAUGAACAAGUAAUUCAAGAAAACAUUGGUGAUAGUAUUUCUUCGUCGAUUGAGAAGCCAAUGGCUAUUAUUGCAGAAAAUAUCGGUUCCUCGGAUGAUCUCGUGGAAAGUACAAGUAACGUAACGAGUAAAAGUAAUGUGAUUCUUAAAAAUGAUGAAACAGAAGAUGGUUCUCAAAAGGAUGAUAAAAUACGUUAUAACGGAUACAAUGGAAAUGCUGCAGCACUAAACAAUCAAGAAGGGACGAUUGUGGAGGGAAGCUUAAUCGAUUUGGAAGGAGGUCCCGUUCUUGUACCCGGCUUAACGCCGCCAACUGAAAAAGAAGCUGAUCUAAGGGAAGUUGUUGAAGAAGAAAAGACUGCGAUAGAGUCUUCGAUUGAAACUUUUGAAACUCGUGAUCAGAAUAUACCAGAGUUGAGUAAGGAUCAAGAAUCAGAUGAUGACAUAGCACAGGAGAUAAAUACAACAAUCAACGACGAGCUGAGUUUCCACGAGGAGCAGUUUCAUUUAGCACCAACAAUGGAAGAAGCGUCGAAUGCAGAGCCAAUUCAUGGUAAUGCCUUGCAAAAUGAUGUAGAGUGGGGCCGCGAAACCGUAAAGAAGUUUCUAACGAAAUUUGGAUUGCUUUGA
This is a messenger RNA of Lathyrus sativus (Indian pea), 1371 nucleotides long. The record is from the annotation of a GenBank genome assembly. NCBI's taxonomy places the organism in Eukaryota, Viridiplantae, Streptophyta, Magnoliopsida, Fabales, Fabaceae.